Messenger RNA from Scophthalmus maximus (turbot), 5069 nucleotides. RefSeq lists its product as uncharacterized. Bases 1210 to 2265 code for a protein of 351 amino acids. Lineage: Eukaryota; Metazoa; Chordata; Actinopteri; Pleuronectiformes; Scophthalmidae. The record is from RefSeq and is a predicted model, not a curated record. The transcript has 6 exons. Gene Ontology annotation, biological process: response to bacterium.
GUAAUAGUUUACCCGCAAAUGCAUCCGUCCAAAACUGGCAACGCUACGACAAGUUUAGCCAAUAACCUAAAAAAGUAACAGUUGUUCCGUCUUGCAUCUGCUAAAUGUUCUAUCAUGACUGAUGUCAGUGUGACCACGUGGUUGUUUAGUUGGGUUCAUCCAGAUGAAGAUGAUUUCUAAAAUUAGGUCAUAUUUAUCGUUCUCUGACCUAAAAAAAGUUGUUCAUGCUUUUAUCUCUGCUCGUCUUUAUUACUACAAUGCACUUUACUUGGGUAUCGGUCAGGGCUCCCUCCACCAUCUCCCUGGUAGUUUUCUAAUGGAUUUUAAAUUUCUAACACUCACUUUUAAAGGCCUCUAACGGCUCAGACCUGAAAUUCAUUUCAGAUUAUUGAGCUGUUAUGUGCCCUCUCGACCGAUGAGGUCUGUAGAUGGAGCCCUGCAGGUGACUCCCAGGUCGCAGGUUGUGACAAAGGGAGAUCACGCCUUUGACAGAAGAGCCCCCACACUUUGAAGCUGUCUGUCUACUGAACUCAGACACACCACGUUACUACCUUCUUUUGAAUCUCUUCACAAAACCUUUCUCUUUGUGAAAGGUUUUCUCCUUUUAGUCAACUGCCUUGUCUGUUUUCUUUUUACUUUUUUGCUUUUAUUUCCUCUUGCUAAGCACUUUGUAACAUUGUUAAGAAAUGUGCUAAAUUCUUUUUUAUAUUAUUAUUAUUAUUAUUAUUAUUAUGAAUCAUGUUGACAUGUGACAGGGACAAUACCCAUGAAUCACUAAAACAAAUUAGUACCUGUCUUCUAUUUUAGUGGAAACCAGGCUACAACUGCUAUAAAUAUAGUGGUUCAAUCCAUAGUGGUGUAUCCUCAUCAAUGAGUGGCGGCUUUAAAGUCUUUAUGUUUUUAUAUUGUUUGAAAUAAAAAGAAAAGGUUGUGAAGACGACGGCUUUGUGUUACUGCAGUUUACAUUGAAUCUGUUUUUAGUUUACUCUAAGUGCCAGUAAGAAACCCACCAUGAAACAUAAAACAUAAGCUGCUGUUGGUGUUGUUUGUUUCAUGUGUUAUGGAUGGAAGGGCGGUCGAUGUUAUUUCCACUGGUAAUUAGAGGCCAAUCAGAUUGCUCUCACAUUGUUCCCACCCACUUUAUAUGAUUACAUUAGAGCAACACAUUUUAUUAUAGGGUCUAAAUUAACUGCUGUCUUCAACGGGAAAAUGCUGAUUAUAUUCCACUUACUGCUGCUGCUCAGAGUGAAGCGAUGCACAUCUGAUCGGAUCUUUGAGACACGAACCGCUGGUGUUGGACAUGAUGUGAAUUUGACGUGUAGCCGCCCGAAGUUGGAGUACCGUACCGAAUUAUUUUGGAUCAGGCUCGUUUCUGGAAACUUUCCUGAAGUUUUAGGAGGAACACCUACAUUUGACUAUGCAGGUGUUAGUGAGACCUCUCACUUUACAGUCAAGCAAGAGCCUGGGAUCUUUCUUCUACGGAUUAAAAAAACUGAGCGAAGCGAUACUGGAGUUUACUAUUGCAUAAGAGUAGAACAGCUUGUCAUGAUAUUUUUGAAAGGAACAUUUCUUAGGAUUAAAGGACCAGAACCUAAUGUAUCUACAGUCAUUCAAGUCCCUCCGUCUGAUCCAGUCGGUCCAGGAGACCCAGUGACGCUGCAGUGUUCAGUCCUGUCUGACUCUGAGAACAACAUGUGUCCAGGAUAUCACCGUGUGUUCUGGUUCAGAUCUGGUUCAGAUGAAUCUCAUCCCAGUUUGAUUCAUGCUCAUGGAAACAGUCGUGAUGAAUGUGAAAAGAACCCUGAAGAUCACUGGCCCCAGAAAUGUGUCUACAACUUCUGUAAGAACGUUAGCUCGUCUGAUGCUGGGACUCACUACUGUGCUGUGGCCACAUGUGGAGAGAUUUUAUUUGGACGUGGAACAAAAGUGGACAAUAAAGCACCCAACGUGUGGGAUGUACAGAAGACCAAUACAGUUCUGUUUCUGUUAUGUGCUACAUUGGCGAUAAGUCUGAUUGUUAUCGGCUUCCUGAUUCAUAUCAUCAAGAAGAAAACGUGUGAUUGUUGCAAAGCUGUGGUUUCUUUUCCAACAGAGGCUGCAACUGUCCGUGGUAAUCAGCAAAAUCAGCAGAGAGAUGAGGACUCGUUGGUUUAUUCUGCGCCAACUUUCACCACGAGGAAAGCUGGUAAAGCGCGGAGAGGAAAAUUAAAAACUACAGAGGAACAACCAGUAUAUUCUGAUGUCAGGGUUCAUGCGAGUAAUUAACAAUUCAAAAACUGGAUUUGCUAAAUGAAGAUGAUACUUAUUCACAUAACUCCGGUAUCUGAUCUUGGUAAGAAUAUUUUAUAUGGAAAUCCUUCAAAAUAUUUUUAUAUUUUGUCCAGAGAUGUUUAAGUUUAAAUGCUUUUGGUGACAUCCUACAGUAUUUUCUUCAAACAGGUUUAUCAUCUUCAACUCAAACAGGCUUUUUGAAAAAAAACUUGACCGAGUACGAAAGUUGUGAAACAAAUAGUCUCAUUUGUCUUAUAUGCAGUUUAAAGGCUCUCUGUUUUCACCAAUGUGUUAAAUAAUGAUUGUGCAGAAUAAAAGUUUAAGUUUUACUGCUUUUAUAAUAGAAUCAUUUUUAUUUCAUGUUAAAUUUGUUGACCAUGAUUUUUUUUUUUACUUUGAAAAUAACUACGGCUGUAAUCAUUACAGAGGGGCAUCUAGCAUAAGAAAUUGAGAAUAAAUACUGAAAUAAACAAUUUUGUUUAAUGUUUCCAUAAUAGUCAUAACCAAUACAAUAUUUCUAAAGGCUCAAAAAGAAAAUUGUCUUUUGAAUUUGACACAUUUUAGAAUGUAAAUACACAAACUUUAAAAUCUAUUUGUGCGGUAGACAUUAUAUUUUCAUUGCCUUCAGGAACUACCGAACAGAGUUCAUUUGUUAUGAUUCAGAAGAACCCGCAUAAAAAAACCGAUUGGAAACUGUAUUCUUUCUUUUUUUCAUAUUGCAUGUGACCACAACUGACGUAUCGCUGGUGGCCUCAACCCAGGGAUUAUGGAAAUUUGUUUUGGGCUAUAUCUGGUAUGAUGAAUGUUUUUGUGCAUCACCCCUGUUAAAUAACUAUAAAAAAACAAAUAUAAUUACUUCCUAACAUUUAACUGUUGUUGCGGCAUGAUCUGUUAGUCUGUAUAACUAUUGUUGGCUGUCCUGCAGAUUUCCAAACACUUUUGAAUUACUGAAAUCCAGACAACAUACAAAACAGGAGUUUAGGUUUCUAACCUUGACUACUACACAGGAACCUACUUUGUGCAUGUGGCCGAUUCAGGACUGCUUCCUGUCCUACUGUUCUGGCAGUAAGGAGUCAAAAGUUAUGUGUGCACACACCCUGACAUGAACUUAGAUGAGAACCUUUGUUGAGACUUGGAGAAAGAAGCACAGGUCCUGCUCUCCUCUGAAAAGAUGCAGCAUGAAAAUUAGACAUUGUUAAGGUUGAUGAGACCUGUUGUUUUUUCUUUCAAUGACCUUGAGGGCGGCAACAGACCAACGUGUCUGACAAUCAUCGCUGUAGUUUAAACCCAGUAACUUGUCUUGUGAUGUUGUACUGGACUGCGUGUCUGGUUCCAUGUGAACAUGUGUCUGUGAUGCUGUAAAAGUGGCGCUGCUGCCUUUUAGCAGCGACCUGAGAAGAAGUGAAACAAGUAUAGGAGGUGGCUGUUGUGACCACAACCUCCUCCCCUGCUCGAUAUGCUCUGUACUUUGUGCUCAGGCGACUGACAUGAAGAGCGGGAGCGUCAUCACAGAUGCACUCAAGGGACGGUCCUGUUUUUACUCAGUUGUAACAACAUUUUGUCGGAUUGUACAUUUAGAUUUGGGGACACAAAAAUCAAUCAAAAGCUGUCGCUAUCAUUAGUGCCUCUCUAAUGAAUUAUGAUUGAUCUUAAUGAAAGACUUGUGCAACACAUGACACAGUCAAGUUACAAGCAAUGACACAUGACAAUGACACGUGAUGACAUCACAGGCUAACAAGUUGAUAUGAAGUAAUAGUUUACCCGCAAAUGCGUCGGUCCAAAACUGGACACGCUACGACAAGUUUAGCCAAUAACCUAAAAAAGUAACAGUUGUGCCGUCUUGCAUCUGCUAAAUGUUCUAUCAUGACUGAUGUCAGUGUGACCACGUGGUUGUUUAGUUGGGUUCAUCCAGAUGAAGAUGAUUUCUAAAAUUAGGUCAUAUUUAUCGUUCUCUGACCCAAAAGAAAGUUGUUAAUGCUUUUAUCUCUGCUCGUCUUUAUUACUACAAUGCACUUUACUUGGGUAUCGGUCAGGGCUCCCUCCACCAUCUCCCUGGUAGUUUUCUAAUGGAUUUUAAAUUUCUAACACUCACUUUUAAAGGCCUCUAACGGCUCAGACCUGAAAUUCAUUUCAGAUUAUUGAGCUGUUAUGUGCCCUCUCGACCGAUGAGGUCUGUAGAUGGAGCCCUGCAGGUGACUCCCAGGUCGCAGUUUGUGACAAAGGGAGAUCGCGCCUUUGACAGAAGAGCCCCCACACUUUGAAGCUGUCUGUCUACUGAACUCAGACACACCACGUUACUACCUUCUUUUGAAUCUCUUCAUAAAACCUUUCUCUUUGUGAAAGGUUUUCUCCUUUUAGUCAACUAACUUCUCUGUUUUCUUUUUACUUUUUUGGUUUUAUUUCCUCUUGCUAAGCACUUUGUAACAUUGUUAAGAAAAUGUGCUAAAUUCUGUUUUAUAUUAUUAUUAUUAUUAUUAUCAAUCAUGUUGACAUGUGACAGGGACAAUACCCAUGAAUCACAAAAACAAUUAGUACCUGUCUUCUAUUUAUGUGGAAACCAGGCUACAACUGCUAUAAAUAUAGUGGUUCAACAGUGAAUCAAUAUGAAACGAUAAAGAUGCCCUUUUGUUCCGUAUUGUCAUAUUGUCCUUUACCAUGUGUUAUGGGCAUUUCUCUCCUAUCUACUUGAUAAAAGAAAGUGUGGGCAGUUAUAUUUGUGUGUAUCCUAAUCAAUGAGUGGCGGCUGAAAAGUCAAUUUAUAUAUUGUUUGAAAUAAAAAGAAAAUGUUGUGAAGACGA